GGGAGUUGGUGCUCGGUUCUACUCCCCAAGGGAGGAAUUUUUGGACAGCGCAGAGAAACCUCACUGGGGGCAAUAGGACCCAUCCCGAUCCUGGGGAAAACCGGAGAAGUAGCUGGGGGCAUCCGGUGCCACAUCGUGAGAUUCCUGAGAGUGGAAUGAAUGUAUAGGCCCAGGGAAAAGUGUUUUUUCAGCCCGGAGACGCUGGAAUGCUUUAGACUUUCCUGUCGUGGUCACAGCCGCUGAAUCCCCGGGACCGGCGCAGAGCCAGUACUCUUGCAAGCCGGAUGCCCUCUGUGGAUGAAAGAUGUAUCAUGGAAUGAACCCGAGCAAUGGAGAUGGAUUUCUAGAGCAGCAGCAACAGCAGCAGCAGCCUCAGUCCCCCCAGAGACUCUUGGCCGUGAUCCUGUGGUUUCAGCUGGCGCUGUGCUUCGGCCCUGCACAGCUCACGGGUGGGUUCGAUGACCUUCAGGUGUGUGCUGAUCCAGGCGUCCCCGAGAAUGGCUUCCGGACACCCAGCGGAGGGGUUUUCUUUGAAAGCUCUGUCACCCGAUUUCACUGCCAAGACGGAUUCAAGCUGAAGGGCUCUACAAAGAGACUGUGUAUGAAACAUCUUAAUGGAACCCUAGGCUGGAUCCCGAGUGAUAGACCCGUCUGUGUGCAAGAAGACUGCCGUGUCCCGCAGAUUGAAGACGCCGAGAUCCAUAACAAGACGUAUAGACACGGAGAUAAGUUAAUCAUCACUUGUCAUGAAGGAUUCAAGAUCCGUUACCCCGACCUAUACAACAUGGUUUCCUCGUGUCGCGACGACGGAACGUGGGACAACCUGCCCAUCUGUCAAGGCUGCCUGAGACCACUCGCCUCCUCUAAUGGCUACGUGAACAUCUCCGAGUUCCAGACCUCCUUCCCGGUGGGCACUGUCAUCGCCUAUCACUGCUUUCCUGGAUUUAAACUCGAGGGGUCGGAGUUUCUCGAGUGCUUACACAACCUCAUCUGGUCGUCCAGCCCACCCCGGUGCCUUGCUCUGGAAGCCCAAGUGUGCCCGCUGCCUCCGAUGGUGAGCCACGGCGAUUUCAUCUGCCACCCGCGGCCUUGCGAUCGCUACAACCAUGGAACCGUGGUAGAGUUCUACUGCGACCCCGGCUACAGCCUCACCAGUGACUACAAGUACAUCACCUGCCAGUACGGGGAGUGGUUUCCUUCCUAUCAGGUCUACUGCAUCAAGUCAGAGCAAACGUGGCCUGGCACCCACGAGACCCUCCUGACCACGUGGAAGAUCGUGGCGUUCACGGCCACCAGUGUGCUGCUGGUGCUGCUGCUCGUCAUCCUGGCCAGAAUGUUCCAGACCAAGUUCAAGGCCCACUUUCCCCCAAGGGGGCCUCCUAGGAGUUCCAGCAGUGACCCUGACUUUGUGGUGGUGGACGGGGUGCCCGUCAUGCUCCCGUCCUACGACGAGGCUGUGAGUGGCGGCUUGAGUGCCUUAGGCCCUGGGUACCUGGCCUCCGUGGGCCAGGGCUGCCCCUUACCUGAGGACGACCAGAGCCCCCCAGCAUACCCUGGCUCAGGGGACACGGACAUGGGCCCAGGGGAGUCAGAAACCUGUGACAGUGUCUCGGGCUCCUCUGAGCUGCUUCAGAGUCUGUAUUCGCCUCCCAUGUGCCAAGGGGGCACCCGCCCUGCUUCCGACAACCCAGACACAGUUGCCAGCACAGCAGAGGAGGUGGCAUCCACCAGCCCGGGCAUCGACAUUGCAGAUGAGAUCCCUCUAAUGGAAGAAGAUCCGUAACCAGGCAAAGUCCCAAUGACUCUACUGCCCCUCUGGGGAUGAGACCCUUUCACCUUGGAGUGAGGCCACAGAAGGACAGGACUUAGGGGGAUGGGGGAAGUUUUCUAAGUAUCUCCAUGGGGACGGUGACUCACAUCGUACAUCUCGGACUCGACAGCGAGGCUGACGAACUGCGGUGGCAGUGCUUCUAAAUGAGACUGGAGGACUCCCCAAGACCAGUGGGGAACAAAGGGAUGCAGGAGGACCCCUGUGCCGUCCUGGGUGAAGGUGUUCAGUGUGUCUCGUGCUGUGGAACGUAGGACAAUUCUACGCACAUGCCAUCAAAUCCCACGUCCCGUUGGCUUAGGUUCUGACUACCACCUGCCUCCUCUGAAAGCAUGUCACAUUAUGUAAAUUUGCUUCUAAAAUCUGCCUCCCACUGUCUCUGGACUUCAAAUUCGGAUGGAUCAGCCUCCAUGGGAAGUCCACGUGGAGCUGCUGGAAGAGUGGCAGAGCGCCCCCUGCAGGCUCCCAGAGGGAGGGUUCUCAUGCGGCCUUUGGACAACCUUCCUUGAUCUGGACAGCUCUACUCAAAGCAAAACUAAAGCAGAUGUGGCGGUUCCAGUGAGAAAGGAAAGACUCAGGCAGACUCUGCUUUCUGGAAACUUCUAAAAGUAGAGUUCGUGCGCUCCGUGCUGUCCUUUGGUGAAAUGUUGUCCGUAUUUGUAGUCAUGUUCUAGCCCAUGGAUCCGUGGCGUUGGAUAAAUCUUGUGACUUGACACAUGGUCAGAAUGUGUUCAGAUACAUCUCAUGGUGGAGAAGGUAACCAAGGUAAUGUUUCGUUUGGGCGUCUUAAAAAGAUUCCACUUAACGAUUUAUCUUCGAGUCAUGAGCCCCUCUCCAGUCAACUCUUAUGAUUGUUGCUUCCACUCCCAAACUCAGCCAUAUUUUAUUUUCCAAAACAAAAAUUGUUUCUGUAAACACAUUCCUCCUCCAAAUAAAGUAUGAGGUUGGAUUUC
Equus caballus (horse) is the source of this 2781-nucleotide messenger RNA. The record is from RefSeq and is a predicted model, not a curated record. NCBI's taxonomy places the organism in Eukaryota, Metazoa, Chordata, Mammalia, Perissodactyla, Equidae.